GCUUUCUUCCCCUCGGUUCUUCCGAUUUGGUGGAUGGUUUUUCUUCAGAUCGUCUUCCACGAUGUUUUCUCGCGUCGUAGCGCCGAAAAGAUCCCAUUUUUGUGGCAUUUUUCUUUGAAAGAUUUGGUUUUGUUGGAUUCCGUAUCGGUUCGCUCAAUAUUAUAAAGAUCCGAUUUUCACGGCAUUCUUCCUUGGAAGCUGAAAUUUGGAAGACAAAUAUCAGGGAAUGCAGAAAGAUGUGUUUGUAUGUCAAAUCCCCGUCUAAGGUAUACAACAGUGUUGCCCAAAAUGAGGUCUCUGUGGUUGCCCCAGAUGACGUUGGAGUGCACAUCGAUAUCCAAUCCAUGCUUGAUGCACAACCAAACAAUGGGGCUAUAAGUGUUCAUCUGGCUCUUGUAUUUUAUGACCUUGUGGAAGACGGUUGAGAUCAACUGUGCCGAAUUCCUUUACAUCGUAGAAAGCAUAGAUCACCCUAGCAGGGGGGAAUAAGACACUGUUUUUUGGGUUGUAGCUAUAUUAGAAAAUGGAAAGGCAAAAUAGAGAAAGUGUGUUGAUGCAGAGGUAUGAAGUCGGGAGAUUGCUAGGGAAAGGAACUUUUGCCAAAGUUUAUUAUGCUAGGAAUGUGAGAACUUCCCAGAGUGUUGCUGUUAAAGUCAUAGACAAAGAGAAGGUCUUGAAGGUUGGGCUUAUCGAUCAGAUAAAGCGAGAGAUUUCUGUAAUGAGAUUGGUGAAACACCCAAAUGUUGUGCAGCUUUAUGAGGUCAUGGCUACCAAAUCUAAGAUAUACUUUGUCCUGGAAUAUGUAAAAGGUGGUGAACUUUUUAACAAGAUUGCAAAAGGAAGGCUCAAAGAAGACGUUGCACGGAAAUAUUUCCAACAGCUGAUCAGUGCCAUCGACUUCUGCCACAGCAGAGGUGUCUAUCACCGUGAUCUAAAGCCUGAAAACCUUUUGCUUGACGAAAAUGGAAAUUUAAAGGUUUCAGAUUUUGGCUUAAGCGCUCUUGCUGAGUCCAAACAGCAGGAUGGCUUGCUCCAUACGACUUGUGGUACUCCAGCAUAUGUUGCUCCUGAGGUGAUUGGCAGAAAAGGAUAUGAUGGUGCAAAGGCUGAUACCUGGUCUUGUGGGAUCAUUCUGUUUGUUCUGAUGGCUGGUCAUCUCCCUUUUCAUAAUUCGAAUCUGAUGGAGAUGUAUAGGAAAAUUGGGAGAGCCGAUUUUAAAUGCCCCAUUUGGUUCUCAUCCGAUGUUAGAAGACUCCUUGUACGAAUUCUUGACCCAAAUCCUAAUAGUAGGAUCUCAUUUGCAAAGAUUAUGGAAACUCCUUGGUUUAGAAAGAGACUUGAUGACAAACUAUUUAAGAACUCCAAGGAAACAAAGGAAACUGAUCCUUCUCAUGUUGAUGAAGAGUUAAGUUCCUCUGGUAGCAACAUGGCUGAGGCAAAACAGGAGACGGGAAAACUUGCUACGUUAAAUGCUUUUGACCUCAUCUCUCUUUCAGCAGGAUUUGAUAUUUCAGGUUUGUUCGAGGAGACUGACCACAGGAGAGAAGCAAGGUUUACGUCUGAUCACCCAGCGUCUGUUAUUAUCUCAAAGCUGGAGGAGAUUGCCAAGCUCUUGAAGUUAAAAGUGAAGAAGAAGGAUCAAGGGGUACUGAAAAUGGAAGGAUCAAAAUCAGGGCGAAGUGGCGUUUUGGCCAUUGAUGCUGAGAUCUUUGAGGUUACUCCUGAACUUCAUCUGGUGGAGAUCAAGAAGACCGACGGGGAUACUUGGGAGUAUGAGAAGCUGUGGAAACAGGACAUUAGACCGGCCCUGAAAGACAUUGUUUGGAUGGACAUGGCAAGGAAAUAUGACAGUAGUCGUCACCACUUUGAUUUGUCCUGCAUCAUGAACCCGCAAGCUAGCUCUGAAUUGGCUGAUUGAGAUUGAUGAGGGUGGCUUAAUUGUUGUCACUCUCAAACAAGAUCUCGAGUAUGAUGUAGGUGUGCAAAUUAAUUUCCAUUGGCAAGUUGUGGAUUGACCUGGGGAAGCCUUUUAUGGGAUUAACUACAGCGUGCUCAUUAUGAAGCGCACGGACCACAGGCUUGACAGGGCAAUGGAAAGUUAUGUACCUGGCCAUGGAGGCAAAAGCCCCAAAGAAAGGGCAGCUUGACCUCCUUCGAGGGAAAAGCAAAAGAUGAAGACGGAGUGCUCACGCUCCCACAUGCUGUUGUGAAAGCCCCUCUGCAACUUUAUUGCCACUUGAACCGUCUCCUUCACUCCCCCCAACUUUCUCUCUCUCUCUACUGUGUGCAAAACGUUGCAAGUGCUAAUAACAUAAAAAUGACUGGGUUUCGUGCAGUGUUCUUCGGUGAUGUUGCAAUGUGGCCCAUCUCAUGUUCAAGAAGCGAAGACUCCAAGGUAUCGGGCAAGAAACGAAAGCAAAGGUGUCUGCGUUCCAUGUCCCACAGGCAAGGAAAUGAAUGCCUCCCUCUUCGAAGAUGGGCAAGAAGAAGUCGAGAGGGUCCCAAUCCUUAAGUUGGACUGCGUGAUUGCUCGCAGACUUCUCCAACUAC
This is a messenger RNA of Musa acuminata AAA Group (dessert banana), 2550 nucleotides long. RefSeq names its product CBL-interacting protein kinase 18-like. Lineage: Eukaryota; Viridiplantae; Streptophyta; Magnoliopsida; Zingiberales; Musaceae. The record is from RefSeq and is a predicted model, not a curated record. The coding region runs from base 524 to 1918 and encodes 464 amino acids. The transcript has 3 exons. Gene Ontology annotation, molecular function: protein serine/threonine kinase activity; ATP binding. Gene Ontology annotation, biological process: signal transduction; protein phosphorylation.